GCUCGGAUUAGAGUUUCACAUCAAGAAGAAAAAGGUGAUUUUUGAUUGCCAAAAUCAAGAAACAAAAAAGAAAGAAAAAGAAAAGUCAGAGAUUAGGGCACAAAAACAAAGAUCAAAUCCAAAGGGACUCAUCAAACCAGCCCAAGUGAACAUAUCUUCAUUCCUCCAUCAUCUAGUAUCUUAAUCACCAACUGCUAAAAUGUCAAAGAAGAUGCAGACCUCAUCAUCACUUCUUCAAGACUUGUUCAUUGGAAAUCCAAUCAUCUCAGCAGCAUGUGAUCAGCUUCAGAAAUCAGUUAACAGAUACUAUUUGCUAGACUCUUCCUCUACUCAAUCCCAAUAUUCAACAAAAGCAUCAAAGCAAAGCAGAGUAUAUUCAAUUCUAAACAAACUUAGAAGGAAGGGUGAUGAUAGUCUUUCACGAGGAGUCCAAGAACAUGUGAGAAUGGCACCAAAGAUAUCUGAAAGUCUUAAGGGGAAGUUGAGCUUAGGGGCUAGAAUUCUUCAACUUGGUGGAAUAGACAAAGUGUUUAAGCAAUUCUUCAAUGUCAGAGAAGGCGAGACGCUUCUAAAAGCUUCGCCAUGCUAUCUUUCGACGACAUCAGGGCCUCUAGCAGGUCUGCUGUUCAUCUCAAGUGACAGGGUAGCAUUCUGCAGUGAGAGAUCAAUCAGAGUGUUUACAGGGAAAGGCCAAAUGAUGAGGAUUCAUUACAAAGUUUCCAUUCCACUCAAAAAGAUCAAGUGUGUAAAUCAAAGAGAAAAUGUUGAGAAGCCAAAACACAAGUAUAUAGAGAUAGUUACAAUGGAUAACUUUGAUUUUUGGUUGAUGGGAGUCAUAAAGUAUCAAAAAACUUUGACAUGUCUUGAGCAUGCCAUUUCUCAAGCUUAAGAACAAUUUAUGUAUAGCUGAAGAAGCUGCCUUUGAGUAAAUUAGGAUGAAGAAACAUGUAUAUAUAAUUAUAAGCAUGUAAAUGCUGAAAUGAUGAUUUGUUGAUUUGCAAAUCAAAUAUUUUUGUUUGGAUUAAUUUGAUAAUGUAUGAAGGAAAUUGAAAUGAUUUAUAUAUCUAUUCAUUUGAAUGGAAUUUUUUAU
Molecule: messenger RNA, 1090 nt
Organism: Arachis stenosperma
Lineage: Eukaryota; Viridiplantae; Streptophyta; Magnoliopsida; Fabales; Fabaceae
Product: GEM-like protein 4
Exons: 4
Coding region: 200-889 (229 amino acids)
Source: RefSeq, a predicted model, not a curated record